AUGGUGAAGAGAGAGGAGUGUAGCUCCAGUGUGGACCAGCAGGAGCCAGAGCCCCCCCCACACAUUAAAGAGGAACAGGAGGAACUGUGGAGCAGUCAGGAGGGAGAGCAGCUUCAAGGGCUGGAGGAGGCUGAUAUCACCAAGUUCCCAUUCACUCCUGUCCCUGUGAAGAGUGAAGAUGAUGAAGAGGAAGCUCAGUCCUCACAGCUUCAUCAAAGACAAACUCAACACAUGGAAACAGAAGCUGAUGGAGAGGACUGUGGAGGACCAGAACCAGCCAGGAACUCACAUCCACUUUUACAACCAGAGCCAGAAGACCAGACUGUAGACUCUUCUGAUCCUGAGACUGAUGCCAGUGCUGAUUGGAAGGAGACCAGAGAACCUCAGUCAGUUUUAAACUUUCUGAAAAAUGAUUCAACAUGUAAGAAACCAUUCAGCUGCUCUGAGUGUGGGAAAAGAUUUGGCUUCAUGUCACCUCUGAAGAAACACAUGCAAACUCACACAGGAAAGAAACCAUUCAGCUGCUCUUUUUGUAAUAUAUCUUUUUCAUGGAGAGGAAUUUUACGGUCACAUAUGGUAGUCCACACAGGAGAAAAACCUUUCAGCUGCUGUGUUUGUAAUAAAUCUUUUACACAGAGUGGAGCUUUAAAGACGCACAUGAGAAUCCAUACAGGAGAAAAACCUUUCAGUUGCUCAGUUUGUAAGACAUCUUUUACACAGAGAGGAGAUUUACAGAAACACAUGAGAAUCCACACAGGAGAAAAACCUUUCAGCUGCUCAAUUUGUAAAAAAUCAUUUACACAGAGUGGAAGUUUACGGUCACACAUGAAAACUCACACAGGAGAGAAAAGUUUCAGCUGCAGUGUUUGUAAAAAAAGAUUUGCCUGCCGUUCUCAUGUCCAAAGACAUAAAUGUGUUGGUCCGAUGGCAACAGAAGCUGAUGUAGAGUACUGUGGAGGACCAGAUCCAGCCAGAGACUGAAGAUCAGACUGGAGACUCUUCUGAGCCUGAGACUGAUGACAUGGAGUAACGUUUGUGCCUUUAAGUCUAAGCAAAACUUCAUCAAAAUUAGUAUCAAACAAAAGUCUUUAUGUUAGACCCAGCUGCAGUGGGUCAGCGGACCGCUAACGUUAGACCGAAGUCUUAUAGGACACCUAUUAAAGGAGUUCAGGUGAAACUGUUUACUGUUCUAAAUGAAUAUGCUACAUUAAAACAAAAAGGAAAUGUGAAUCUAUUAUUUCCAACACUGUUUGGUGCUUCAGUGCCUCGUCCUCUGAACACCACAGGAUGGCGCUAACACACACGCUGUAAGAAGUAAGUUAUACUGCCCCUCUGAACUGACUUUGUUUCUCAGCGAAUAACGUUAUCUCACUGUUCAGGGCGUAGCCAGGUUUACAGAGUUAUUGUUUGGAAAAACUUUAGAUUUCGAUUGUAAAACCAAUUAAAAUAUAAACUUAUGUUUUAAAAAUGUUAUUUGGCAAGUGACCAUGGUAUGAGCAGGUUAAUGCCCUUCGAGGUGUCAAUUGUCAGGUAUUAAUGGAAGACGGCGAGGCGUUAACCGUCCCAUGUGUACAUAUGUACAUAUUUAUUGUUUCAUUAUUACUGUUAUAAUAACAGUAUUAUGUGCUGAUGUUCUGCUGUUUUUAUUAUGGCUUUUUUUUAUAUAUAUACAGUUUAGUGUAUUACGUGGUUUGUGUCUCAGUAAUCAUCAGUGGAGGAAUGUAACUAAGUACAUUUACUCCAGUACUGUACUUAAGUCCAAAUGUUGAGGUACUUGUACUUUACUUGAAUCUUUUCUUUUCAUGCCAUUUUCUACUUCU
Messenger RNA from Perca fluviatilis (European perch), 1820 nucleotides. RefSeq names its product gastrula zinc finger protein XlCGF8.2DB-like. The record is from RefSeq and is a predicted model, not a curated record. Bases 1 to 981 code for a protein of 326 amino acids. The transcript has 2 exons. Lineage: Eukaryota; Metazoa; Chordata; Actinopteri; Perciformes; Percidae.